Messenger RNA from Hypoxylon fragiforme, 723 nucleotides. Its product is annotated as acyl-CoA N-acyltransferase. Gene Ontology annotation, cellular component: NatA complex. Gene Ontology annotation, biological process: N-terminal peptidyl-glutamic acid acetylation. Bases 1 to 723 code for a protein of 240 amino acids. Gene Ontology annotation, molecular function: protein-N-terminal-glutamate acetyltransferase activity; protein N-terminal-serine acetyltransferase activity. The transcript has 2 exons. Lineage: Eukaryota; Fungi; Ascomycota; Sordariomycetes; Xylariales; Hypoxylaceae. The record is from RefSeq and is a predicted model, not a curated record.
AUGGAUAUCCGGCGUCUCGAACCGCGGGACAUCCCGCUCAUCCAACAUGCCAACCUCGAGAACCUGCCCGAGAACUACUUCAUGAAAUAUUACCUAUACCACGCCCUGUCCUGGCCCCAGCUCAGCUACGUCGCCGUCGACAUAUCCCGCCCCAAGAAGACCCCUUACGACUACCCCAAGAUCGUCGGCUAUGUGCUGGCGAAGAUGGAGGAGGAGCCCGCCGACGGCGUCCAGCACGGCCACAUCACCUCCUUGUCCGUCAUGCGCACACACCGACGCUUGGGUAUUGCUGAGAAGCUGAUGCGGCAGAGUCAACUAGCCAUGGUCGAGACCUUCGGCGCCCAGUACGUGAGCCUGCACGUGCGCGUCUCCAACAAGGCCGCCAUCCACCUCUACACCAAGACCCUCGGCUUCGACCAGGAGAAGACCGAGGCCAAGUACUACGCCGACGGCGAGGACGCCCACUGCAUGCGCCUCGACCUCUCCGCCAUCCGCGCCCAGAUCCAGGACGCCCAGCUCGACGCCGACGACAACGAAGGGUCCGAGGGCGUGGACGAGGGCGACCCCGUCGGCGACGGUGGAAAAGCUGAGGGUGAUGGCAAUGGGGAUGGUAAUGACAAGGCACUGCCGAAUAGACCGAAGGAGACGAAGCGCAAGGUCAAGGUUGGACGGGCCCUUGGCGUGCAGGCGCUGGUUGAGAAGGACGAGAGUAAGCAUGCUUAA